This is a messenger RNA of Oryza brachyantha (malo sina), 3044 nucleotides long. Its product is annotated as diphthine--ammonia ligase. Gene Ontology annotation, molecular function: diphthine-ammonia ligase activity. The record is from RefSeq and is a predicted model, not a curated record. Lineage: Eukaryota; Viridiplantae; Streptophyta; Magnoliopsida; Poales; Poaceae. Gene Ontology annotation, biological process: protein histidyl modification to diphthamide. The transcript is spliced from 12 exons. The coding region runs from base 193 to 2385 and encodes 730 amino acids.
ACAGUCCACCGCUCCGCCGCCGUGGACCCGCCGCACCGCCGCCGAGCUCUGCUCCUUCGCUCGCCGCCUGCUCCGCCGCGCUCCGGACCAAAGUCCAGUAGGAGAAGAGGGGGAAACCCGGUAGCGUGCUGAGUCGGAAGAGGCGUGACCAAAACGAACUCCAACCCUAGGAGGCUCGAGGCGGCGGCGGAGAUGGAGGUGGUGGCGCUCGUGAGCGGCGGCAAGGACAGCUGCUUCAACAUGAUGCGAUGCCUGGACUACGGCCACAAGAUUGUCGCGCUGGCUAACCUCAUCCCCCUCGAUGACGCCGUCGACGAGCUCGACAGCUACAUGUAUCAAACCGUUGGGCACCAGAUUGUGGUGAGCUAUGCGAAAUGCAUGGGCUUGCCUCUGUUCCGGAGGCGAAUCCGUGGGUCCUCAAGGGACCAGGGUCUUAAAUAUAAUGUUACCGCAGGAGAUGAGGUGGAGGAUAUGUUUGCGCUCUUGAGUGAGGUUAAAAGGAAAAUUCCAUCAGUCACUGCAGUGUCUUCUGGCGCCAUUGCAUCCGAUUAUCAGAGGCUUCGGGUUGAGAGUGUCUGCUCAAGGUUGGGCCUGGUCUCUCUGGCAUUUUUGUGGAAGCAGGAUCAGACUUUGCUUCUUGAUGAAAUGAUAAGAAGGGGCGUUGUGGCUAUAACUGUCAAGGUUGCCGCAAUGGGGCUCAAACCUUCUGCUCACUUAGGGAAAGAACUGGCUGAACUUAAGUGUCAUCUGCUCCAAAUGAAUGAGAGUUAUGGAAUCAAUGUCUGUGGUGAAGGUGGAGAAUAUGAAACACUAACUCUUGACUGCCCACUAUUCCGUAAUGCAAGAAUUGUUCUUGAUGAUUUUGAAGUGUUACUCCACUCACCUGAUUCCAUCGCUCCAGUAGGAAUUCUUCACCCAUCAGCAUUUCAUCUUGAACACAAGCCAAAUUCUUCUGGCAGCAUUGGGGAUAGUACUAUUGCCCAAGAGAGUUCUAGUUGCUUGUAUGAAGUAGAUGGAGCUAUUGCACACAGUGUUGUGGAGAACAAACAAGAUACCUUGAGUCCAGUUGCAACUGUUGAUACUUGCACCGAUAUAGACCUAUGCAUCUCAAAAACUGGGAAAAAAAUGUUUUCCAUUGGUUGCUGGAUUAAGGAUCCCAGUGGUAGUGCAGAAGGCCUGAAGGCAGAUUUAGUAGCAGUUUUGAGCAGAAUUGAGAAUCAGCUCAAGGAAGAAGGGUUAGGUUGGGUGAAUGUUCUGUAUGUUCACCUCUUCAUUUCAAGCAUGAAGGAAUUUGGAUUGGCCAAUGAAGUAUAUGUGAGCUUUAUUACAGAACAAAAAUGCCCUCUAGGUGUUCCUUCACGCAGUACAAUUGAAUUGCCACUAAUUCAGGUUGGUUUAGGCAAUGCAUAUGUAGAGGUUCUAGUUACAAAUGAGCAAGUCAAGAGAGUUCUACAUGUACAAAGCAUUUCAUGCUGGGCUCCUAGUUGCAUCGGACCUUACAGCCAGGCAACACUUUAUGGAGAGAUUCUUUAUAUGGCUGGUCAGCUGGGGCUUGACCCCCCUACGAUGAAGCUCUGUCCUGGAGGCCCAACAGCUGAACUAGAACUAGCAUUACGGAACAGUGAAGCUGUUGCUAAUGCUUUUGGCUGCUCCAUCUUUUCUUCGGCAAUACACUUUCUGGUGUACUGCUCUGCACACUUGACGUCCAGUGAGAAAGAACAGGUUGAACAUGAACUUCACAGUUCGUAUGUUAGCAUUUUGGAUUGCUCAAAUACUGGAUCAUACCCCACUAUCCUCUAUAUAUUUGCAUCAGAUCUUCCAAAAGGAGCAUACGUGGAGAUAAAACCAAUAUUAUAUGUCCCGGCCAAUGAUGAUGGAGUCACAACUAACAAACUGGAGGCUGGAGGGCCAUGGCCAUCAUCAAGCAAAUCUUUUAGUGCCUGGAGCGCACAAUACUCUGACUUGGAUGAUUCAUGCUGCCAAGUGCACACAAUUGGUGGGAAAAUUUGUUCUGCUGUUGUUUCAAUCACAAAUGAUAUUGCAUUAAAGAUCUGUUCUACUGAACAACUAUACCACUCAGAAGAGCAUUUGAAAGCUUUGGGUAGAUUUUGUGCUUUCCAGCUUGCUAAGAUUCUGAUACAUAAUGACUUUUCCUGGAAUAACGUAACGAUGUUGAGGUUCUACUAUUCAGUAGAGCACUCGGUGACUGCGGAUGUGAUGUUCCGUGUAUUUUCAGAGGCUUUCGCUGAGCUUGAAGAAGGUGGUGUUGGCCCCUGCAGAACUGAUGGGAUUCCUAUUUUCAACAUUGUGCCAGUGUCGGCAUCUGGUUGCUCUGCAUCUACGAGUGACAUUAUAUCAUGCGAGCUAUUAGCUUCAAAAGUUUAAGCCAAGAACCUAACUUGCUCCUUCAUGCGCAUGAUUUAUUUGGUACUUGCUGAAAUGCAGUUAGGCAAGCAAUGCUUCCAGUCUAGCCAGAAAUUUGCCUACACUGCACGUGCAGCCAGCACAGUACCCGGUGGUUUAUGUCGAUCACCUGGCCAUCAGCUAUCAGGUAAAAAAUCGGGAUAGAGUUAGCAGCGAUUAUUUUGUGGGUGGCGAUUUUUGUUUUGUCGCAUCAUUCAUCUGAUAUUACUACACUAUAUAUAUACACAUAUAUAUUGGGUCUGAUUAACCCGUCCUGAAGAUUGCAGCAGCAUUGGCUACUGACACCCACCCAGUUGGUACAUUUUUUUCUUUAUUAUGCUGUAUUGACAUAAUUUUCAUGUUGGACAAUCGAUUUGUUGGUGUGGGAAACUUCAACCGAAAUUAAAAUUUUCGGUAGUCAAGCACGCACGUCUAUCCAAAUCAGGAUAGACAGCAGAGAUAUUCCGAACCACAUAAGUUGUACUCUCGUGCUUACUAUUAUAAAUGAAAGCAAGAGCUCCAAGAUUUCUCUUCGAACCAACGGUUUGGGUUGGAUCGGUAAUGAAGAAUAAGCUAAGAAAAACUUUAAAUCACCCAAUCAGUUCAUUCCCCAAUCACCCAACAGAAACGGCAACAAACAA